Messenger RNA from Penicillium griseofulvum, 1422 nucleotides. It is a transcript of the gene gliC, whose product is annotated as cytochrome P450 monooxygenase gliC. Lineage: Eukaryota; Fungi; Ascomycota; Eurotiomycetes; Eurotiales; Aspergillaceae. The transcript has 3 exons. Gene Ontology annotation, molecular function: oxidoreductase activity, acting on paired donors, with incorporation or reduction of molecular oxygen; monooxygenase activity; iron ion binding. Bases 1 to 1422 code for a protein of 473 amino acids. The record is from RefSeq and is a predicted model, not a curated record.
AUGUCAAGGAUUUUGCUCUGGUGGUACCCAAUUUAUUCAAUCGACGGCACAACCCCCAUCCCGACUUACCCUUACCGGUUUCCAGAUGGCGGGGGGAGUAUCAGGUUCCUAGAGGGAGAGAACGUUUCACGUCAGUGGGCUGAGAAAUAUGGCCCUAUCUAUCGUAUCUGGGUUGGCCUCACGCCAGAAAUUAUUUUGACCCGUGCGGAUGAGAUCAAGCCAGUCUUCAAAGACUCUGGCAACCACUACAAGGCUUCAAACCUAAAUGGUGGAUGGGUAAUGGGCGAUCUAGUGGGGGAUGGCGUUGGACUUAUCAGCCAAGGACACUGGAAGAGAGUCCAUGCUGUAGUUUCCCCUCCAUUUACCCAGAAACCCACUGCAUACGUUCCUUUCGUCCAGUCCCGUAUUUCUCGCCAUUUCGCCGAGCUAUACAUGGGACCUGAAAGAGGGAAUACACUGCGCAUCAAGCCCGCCGAGGAUCUCAAGCUUCUGCCCUUCUGGGUUAUUAGCGACCUAUUGUACGGAAGUUUGUCUCCUGAGAUGACGGAGGAACUCUUACUCAUCACGGAUCUGCGCACCGAUGUGUUUCAAUAUGCGUUCAAGGGAGGAUUGACACUCUUCUCCAUCAGCAAGAUAUUUUACCCCGCCAUAAGAAAAAAGCUGCAGGUCUUUCACACUCGUUGGGCACAUUUCAAUCAGAAGGCAUAUUACGAUGCGAAGGACCGCGAUGAUGCCUCGGCAUGUGCUAUUGUUACCUUGUAUACGGCCGUCGAGCAAGGCCGGAUUACACCAACUGAGCUAAUGCACACAUUGGACGAGGCAUUAUUCGCCAAUAUUGAUGUGACAAUUGGCAGCUUCUCCUGGAUUCCACAAUUCCUGGCUGAAGAUGCAGACCUCCAGACCGAGCUUAGAGACGAGAUCUCCAAAGCCCGGUCUGACAAAACUGCAGAGUCCUGGGUCAGUUACAUUGCUAGCAACACCACCCUUCUGGCAAGCUGCAUCAAUGAAUCUGCAAGAUUGAAACCAGUCACCAAUUACACCUACGCACAGUCAAUGCCCAGUGACCGUGACGUGGGUGAAUACCGCAUUCCCCGUGGCACCUUCAUGGUGGUUGACACCAAUGCCUUGAACAUCUGGAAUGACACGUGGGGCGCUGAUAAAUUGAAUUUCCGCCCAGGGAGGUUUUUAGAGGAAUCCAGGUCAAGCUUCCGGUAUCGCUUUUGGCGUUUUGGCUUCGGGCCCCGCCAGUGUAUUGCACAGGCAUUGGCAGACACGAUCCUCAAGGUUUUGGUUGCGUACACUGUUGAGAACUAUGAGUUGAAGCUCCCUGGAAAAUCUACUGUGGAUGAAAAGGAUGAUCAGAAACGGGGCGAAGCGUGGUUCAAGGUUGCUGAGCAGGAGAUUAUCUUGGAAGCGCUGUAG